This is a messenger RNA of Micromonas commoda, 1287 nucleotides long. RefSeq lists its product with no specific name. Gene Ontology annotation, cellular component: cytoplasm. The record is from RefSeq and is a predicted model, not a curated record. Gene Ontology annotation, molecular function: translation release factor activity, codon specific. Gene Ontology annotation, biological process: translational termination. Bases 1 to 1287 code for a protein of 428 amino acids. The transcript has a single exon. Lineage: Eukaryota; Viridiplantae; Chlorophyta; Mamiellophyceae; Mamiellales; Mamiellaceae.
AUGAACCGCGGAUGGACCGCGGAGCGCGCCCCGCCCUUCACGUCUCGCGCCCCGACUCUCCUCGCGCGGGCAUCCGCCGAUUGGGACGGCGAGACCCUCGGGGUCCUCCGCCGGCGCGCGAACGCGCUGGAGACGCGCGUCAAAGACGCGCUCGACGUCGUGGACGUCGAGCGCCUCGCCGCGACCGUCGCCGACUUGGACGCGGCCGCCUCCGAAGGCACCCUCUGGGACGACCCGAUCAAGGCCAAGGCGGUCAUGGCAGAGCUCGCGGACGCCAAGGAGCAGCUCGCCACGGCGCGGGGGUUCGAGAACCUCCUCGGAGACGCCGCCGUGGCGCUCGAGAUGAUCGACGCGGAGAGAGAGGACGACUCUCUCUCCGGCGCCGCGGCGAACGACGCGUCGGCCGGCCCCGACCCGACCAUCCUCGCCGAACUCUCGGACGCGUGCGACAACUUGGAGCGCCAGCUGGACAAGUGGGAGGUGCGGCGGCUGCUGGGGGGUAAGUACGACGCGAUGCCGGCGCUGGUGAACGUCUACGCGGGCGCGGGGGGCACCGACGCGCAGGACUGGGCCGAGAUGCUGGAGCGGAUGUACCGCGGCUGGUGUAACUCGAGAGGGUUCACGUGGCGCACGGUGGAGCGCAGCGAGGGGGAGGAGGCGGGGUUGAAGAGCGUGACGUUCGAGGUCCAAGGCAGGUUCGCGUACGGGUACCUGCGAUCGGAGCGGGGCACGCACAGGCUGGUGAGGCAGAGUCCGUUUAAGAAGGACGCGACGCGGCAGACGUCUUUCGCGGCUGUGGAGGUGACGCCCGUGUUGGACGAGGGUUCGGUGGAGGAGUUAACCCUACGGGAUUCGGACCUGGAGAUUAGCACCAUGCGGAGCGGGGGCGCGGGCGGGCAGAACGUGAACAAGGUGGAGACUGCGGUGCGGAUCAAGCACGUGCCGACGGGGAUCACGGUUCGAUGCGAGGAGGAGCGCAGCCAGGCGGCGAACAAGGCGAAGGGCCUCGCGAGGCUCAAGGCGAAGCUGGUGGCGGUGGCGGAGGAGCAGCGGGCGGCGGACGUGGCGGCGAUCAGGGGCGACGCGGUGCGGGCCGAGUGGGGUCAACAGAUUCGCAACUACGUCUUUCACCCCUACAAGAUGGUGAAGGAUGUGAGAACGGGAAAGGAGACGAGCGACGUCGACGGCGUGAUGAGCGGAGACCUGGACGAGUUCAUGGACGAGUUCCUGCGAUGGAAGCGCAAGACGGAGGCCGAGGAGGAAGCCGCGCUUGCCGCGAACACCUAA